Petromyzon marinus (sea lamprey) is the source of this 2586-nucleotide messenger RNA. Its product is annotated as aromatic-L-amino-acid decarboxylase-like. Gene Ontology annotation, molecular function: pyridoxal phosphate binding; histidine decarboxylase activity. NCBI's taxonomy places the organism in Eukaryota, Metazoa, Chordata, Hyperoartia, Petromyzontiformes, Petromyzontidae. The record is from RefSeq and is a predicted model, not a curated record. Gene Ontology annotation, cellular component: cytoplasm. Gene Ontology annotation, biological process: histamine biosynthetic process; L-histidine catabolic process.
CCUCUCGCCAUAUGCUGUGCAGGCUUAUGAACCAGUGAACACACAAUGCAAGUGUAAGCGAACGAUUCCAACAUGCACAGAGUAUUGUUAAUGUGCCAAAUAUCACUGUAAAACCCGAUGAGUAAUGGUUGGUGGGUGUGUACACAGUGUCCCUAUCUUGAGCCACGUGCCUUCUCUCGCAAGGAGGGUCUGAUUAAGGAUGCAGGUCGCUGCAUCAUUCGCUGCGUCUCUUCGCUCGCAAUAAAAGGGCGGCUGUACAUCACUGUCGGGAAUCUUGAGACCAACCCGGUCCAGACAACACGUGCGCGUUUGUCAAUCUAGUCACUCGACAACCGAUAGCCACUCAUUCCAUUAGAGGCAUUCACCCAGCCAUCCAGUCAAGAGGUAGCCAGAGAGUUAGUUCUGCGGACAGUGUAGUUGCUACCCGGUCAGUAGAACUGCUACCAGCGGGCAAUUUGCACAUUCAUCUGAGUGGUCACACGCAAAGCCAGAAGAGCCAUGGACGCCACCGAUUUCCAGAUUCGAGGUAAGGAGCUGGUGGACUACAUCACCACGUACCUGCGUGGAGUACGUGAGCGGCCCGUGAACCCAUCCGUGCGACCCGGCUAUCUGCGUCCCCUGCUGCCCGCCGGCCCCCCGCAGCAAGGAGAGCCCUGGGAGAGAAUCUUUGAGGACGUGGAGCGGCUCAUCAUGCCUGGGAUCGUGCACUGGCAGAGCCCACACAUGCACGGGUAUUACCCGGGACUCAACUCGUACCCCUCGCUCUUGGGAGACAUGCUCGCUAAUGCGAUCAACUCCAUCGGCUUCACAUGGGCGUCGAGCCCGGCCAGCACGGAGCUGGAAUUGGUGAUGACGGACUGGCUGGCGACCAUGCUGUCCCUGCCCGACACCUUCCGGCACGACCACCCAGAGGGACGCGGUGGCGGAGUCAUUCAGACCACGGUGAGCGAAUCCAACCUGCUGGCGCUGCUGGCGGCACGGACGCGCGCUCUCGCCCGCCUGCGCGGAGACGCGUGCGUGGACGUGGGACAGGACGCGCUCCUCAACGCGCGCCUCGUGGCGUACACCUCCGACCAGGCUCACUCGUCGGUGCUGAAGGCGAGCCUUGUGUCGCUGGUGAGGCUGCGCUCGCUGUCCACGGACUUGGAGUUCUCGCUGCGCGGGGAGACGCUCCGACGCGCCGUGGAGGAGGACAGAGCACAGGGCCUCGUCCCGUUCUUCGUGUCUGUGACCCUCGGCACCACGGGCUUGUGCGCCUUCGACAACCUGGCCGAGCUGGGUCCAAUUUGCCGCCAGGAGGGGCUGUGGCUGCACGUGGACGCGGCGUACGCGGGCACUGCAUUCCUGUGUCCCGAGCUGCGUGACCCCCUGCGCGGGGUCGAGUUCGCCGACUCGUUCGUGGUCAACCCGUCCAAGUGGAUGAUGGUCAACCUGGACAGCGCCGUCUUUUGGGUGGCGGACAAGUUUAGCCUGCAGAAGACGUUCAGCGUGGAGCCUCUGUACCUCCAGCAUGCGCACUCCAACUCGGUCACAGAUCUCAUGCGCUGGCAGAUCCCACUGAGCUGUCGCUUUCGCGCACUCAAGAUCUGGUUCGUCCUUCGAUCGUUCGGCGUCGGCGGACUGCAGGAGCAUGUGCGCAGGGGAGUUCAACUCGCAAGGUUUUUUGAGAACCUCGUGCGUGAAGAUCCACGCUUUGAGGUUCCAGUAAAGAGGCACCUGGGACUUGUGGUCUUCCGUCUUCGGGGCCCGAACGAGCUGACAAAUGAGCUCCUGGUGCGACUCAAUGCAUCGGGGCAGCUAUUCGUGGUGCCAGCCAUGGCUGGAGACAAGUUAAUCAUCCGCUUCACCAUCACGUCCCAGUUCACCACCGAGACGGACCUGCUGCAGGACUGGAGCCUCGUGUCGCAGGCUGCAUUAGGCCUGCUGCAGGGCCCGACACCAGAGAGCGGUGUGUGGCUCAGCGUAACAGACCGAUCUUCAUCACCCAUGGAGGGCUCCACCUCCCAAUCACUGCCAUCGUCACCACAGGGAGAUGAGGACGAGCAGUCGGACGAGUGCGCUGAUGCGACCGCCAUAGACCCAUCCGAGCUGGCUAUUGGCACACCGGCAGAGGCCAGCUUCCAGAUGCAAGCAAUUGUGGUGGAAGCACUGAUCAAAGAUGAUGGAGAAUACAGUAAUGGGGAGGAGGAGGGGAAGGAGAAUGGGCAGGAGGAGUCUGCUUCACUCGAUAAUUUUAUACUUGGCCACCAUGGAGAGGUCACGACCCCUCGCGAGAGAAAGGGGCGACACCAGUUUCACAGCCACCACUGCUCGCCUUCCUGCAGUCUCCCCGGUGUCACGUGCUUCUACUGCCGCCUUGUCAAUCGUGAACUGGCGCAGCUUUGAGGUCGAGGGCGGGCUUGGUUCAUCGGAAAGAUGUUGUUGUUGUCGUCGUGACCAAGUGAGAUGUAAUGAACCAAUGAAAGCUGAUCAUUUGACGAGUUUAGUCCUAUGUAGGAUUUAUAUGGCAAUUAUAUUGAAGAGUGAAUCCGCAACAUUUACAGUUUGAGUACACCGUUUCGCUGGUAAUUACAUCCAGCAUCAUUG